GCGACAAAAAUGGCUCAAAUUGUUCAAAGAAAUUAUUUUCAUGGAUUGCCCAUUGAAACCAUGAUAAAUAUUUUUAUACAUGUGGAGAGCCCUAAGAAUCUAGCUACUAGCUGUAAACAAUGGUCUAUUAUAGCUAGAGACCAUCAUGCAAAGGCAGAAUGGAUUAUACACAAAUUCGGACUGGCCCACUGUCUCUUUCAUUCAAUUCGCUUGGGUUCUACAUUUAUCAAUGUCGCUGUUGCCCAAACAAUCAUUUUAAAAGGUGGGAUCCUUUCAAGAUACCUUAUUCAAUGGCUUAUUAACGACAAAAAAACUUCCUGGGUCAAAAAUUUGUCGCCUGAUAUUUUUAUGUUUUUAUUAAACAAAGCAUAUGAUACAUUUAAAGAUGAUUUGUAUCAAAAUGGAAAUGAUAUGAAGGAUUUUUAUAAUUUUUCCGGAGGUUCUAAUCAUGCGCCACUUAUUUUAGAUGAAAAUAUCGAAAAUAUCAAAUCUUUGAUAUUGCGCAUGAAGUUUAUUCCAUUGCCGUCAUAUAGAAAUCGUCGAAUUAUUGCAAGGUCAAUCUUUCUCCGUAAAGAUCUUAUACUUUUGUGGAAAAAAAUUGGCUACCAAGAAAUCUGCGAGGAUUUUAGUGAUCUUGUAAUACAAGAAGUACUUAACAAUAUCUUCUCACAAACUCAACACCCUAAUGUUGAAACUGUUGUUGCACAACUUAACGAAUUUAUUGAUUUAGGAUUUAAACUAAAUCAUAAAAUUGCUAUCAAAAUUCUUCAACAUUUUAGAUAUCAACUAGAAAAUGUCGGUGAGAUUAUAAUCAGUGCAUUUAUAGAAAUUAUACAUGAAUCUUCUACCCGAUAA
Cetraspora pellucida is the source of this 855-nucleotide messenger RNA. The record is from the annotation of a GenBank genome assembly. Lineage: Eukaryota; Fungi; Glomeromycota; Glomeromycetes; Diversisporales; Gigasporaceae.